This is a messenger RNA of Bactrocera oleae (olive fruit fly), 1800 nucleotides long. Lineage: Eukaryota; Metazoa; Arthropoda; Insecta; Diptera; Tephritidae. The record is from RefSeq and is a predicted model, not a curated record.
UCAUGACUCUUGACGAAAUCUUGGUAUACGUACAAAUUUGAGAACUAUCGCUAACUAACUAACGACGCAUAAGUAUAUGGCAUACGUUCUCUUGACUUCUGCUAUUUAACUUUCGUCGAACAUAACAAAAUCGUGGUAUAAAUGAGUAGAGAUGUUUAUUUAAUAUUUUCAGUUUGAUCAUAACAACAAUACUAUUCGUAUUCAACGUUUGAAAAUACGCACACAAAUGCAGCUUCAAUGCACAUUUAUAUCAUAAUUUUAUCAAGUUAUUAGAGAGAGAAAUAGAAGCAGUAAAGAGCGAGCAAAGAGCGCAUUAAGACUUCUGCUUAGUUGAGGUAAAUUGAUGACAAAGUUGUCCAAGAGUUUGUAUUAAGCAAAGAGUAGUUCUGAUAUUGAGAAAUAUAGAAAUUGUAAAAAUGAUCUCUAUAAGUAGUUAAGCAAAGAGUAGUUUUGAUAUUGAGAAAUAUAGAAAUUGUAAAAAUGGUCUCUAUAAGUGGUCUACCUUAAAGGUCCUAAUUGAUCGUUAACCUCUAUAUACGACCUUUACAAUCAAAACACUUAUCUGCUAGCUGCUGGCCGAAUUCAUUAAUAAUCAUUUAUAAUUAUGUUAUUUAUAUUUUUGCUUUUGGGUUUUUUUAAUCGAAAUCUUAUAGCACUUAAGAUAUAAGAGUGAUAAGAUAACUGUGAGUUAUGUGUUAUAUGGCACACUUUCAUGAAUAUAUACGAUUAAUUUUACGAUUUUCGAGAGCAAGAUAUUACUAAAAUUUGCUCUCUCUAAUAUUUGUUAUACUUUUGCUUUCAGCCUUCGCUAGUCCAGCCCUUUUUGUGGAACUUUGUUGAAUGAGCUAUAAAAGUCGUAUGCCAAUUCAUAGACAAGUCAGUCUAAUUCAACUUCUCAGCCGUAAAGAACGGUUUUAAAUAGUCUAUACAUCGCAAAAAUCAUAGAAAUGGAACGUUGGCUGAAUCGUGUUGCUGUGGUCACUGGCGCUAGUUCGGGUAUUGGCGCAGCUAUUGUGAAAUAUCUGGCUAAUAACGGUAUGGUGACAGUCGGCUUGGCACGGCGCAAUGAACGUAUCGAAGCACUGCGCGAUGAAGUGAAAGGCGACGCAAAAAAACGCAUACAUGCAAUUAAAUGUGAUAUACGAGAUGAAGCUAAUGUGAUAGCUGUCUUCAAAGAGAUCGAAAGCAAGUAUGGACCGGUAGCUGUGCUGGUAAACAAUGCCGGCGUAGCACGUCAUAGUGAUUUGUUGAAAGAGGGCAACUCACAAGAUAUACGCGAUGUGAUCGAUACAAAUGUUUACGGUAUUGUGUGGAGCACGCGUGAGGCUUUCCGUUCGAUGAAGGCUCAAGGUGUUGAUGGUCAUGUCUUCCUCAUCAAUAGUAUAGCUGGGCAUAUUAUACCGAAUAUACCGAAUAUUUCUUUAAAUAUUUAUCCAUCUUCAAAGCAUGCGGUCACCGUUUUGACUGAGAUCUACCGUCAGGAGCUUCUGAAUAACAAAACAAAAAUUAAGAUUACUAGCCUUAGUCCCGGUGCUGUAAAAACCGAAAUUAUGGGCGUUGAUCCGGAGUUUGCAAAAGAUAUAGUAUUUUUGACUCCCGAAGAUAUCGCUGAUGCGUUGAUCUAUUGUCUACAGACACCCCCGAAUGUGCAGAUUCACGAAUUAACCAUAAAACCACUCGGUGAAAACUUCUAAGAUUGCUCGUAUUGAAAUAGGAAUUAAAUUCUUAUAUAUUUGUUAAACAAGAAAAUAUAAAAUAAUAAAACGAAUUCAAAAGUUAUUACUAAUUAUUCAGACAAAA